This is a messenger RNA of Ceratosolen solmsi marchali, 2517 nucleotides long. It is a transcript of the gene insc, whose product is annotated as INSC spindle orientation adaptor protein. The transcript is spliced from 6 exons. Gene Ontology annotation, cellular component: apical cortex. NCBI's taxonomy places the organism in Eukaryota, Metazoa, Arthropoda, Insecta, Hymenoptera, Agaonidae. The coding region runs from base 133 to 2103 and encodes 656 amino acids. Gene Ontology annotation, biological process: establishment of mitotic spindle orientation; regulation of asymmetric cell division; apical protein localization. Gene Ontology annotation, molecular function: cytoskeletal adaptor activity. The record is from RefSeq and is a predicted model, not a curated record.
CGCAGGAGUCGAGAGGGGCGAGCGAGCGACGGCACGGGAGCGCGAGGCGUCCCCGAGGCCGGGGAGAGUCAGUCGGUCGGUCGCGCGCGCACCGUUCGCACGGAGCUCCCGAUCUCCUCGCACCUUGGCGCCAUGAGCGGCUUCAAGCGCCAUCGCAGCCAGGUUUUCUGGGGACAGAUGGAGGCCCGGGACCGAGUCGAGCGCCCGCUCCCCAUCCCGACGGAGGAGAACCGUGACGAGGAGUCCGAGCCAAGUGACCCUGAGAACACUACUGUCAUCCACGUAGAGGCCAGCAGUAGCGAGAAUCCAUCGUGCGAGGCUGCGCUCAAGGAGGAGAUCCUCGCCGAACGCUCGUUUAGCCCAGCGAGUCGCGGACAGCGCAGCCAAGACUCGGGCUUCUCGGACUCGGGGAGGUCCGACAGCUCGAGCAACAGCGGACCCCGCAGUCCCAGGCGCAGACGCCGACGUAGGAAGGCCAAAGCCGAGUGCCCGACCCACACCUCCACGCCCAAGCAGGAGCCGCCGGGCCUCGCGAGGACGCAAGCCCAGGAAGUCCUCGUGCCCAGGCAAUUGGAUUUUAAAGGCCAGCGGGAGCCUGAGGAGGAGUUGGAGGUGGAGUUGGAGUUGGAGGAGGAGGCCAUCGAGGACUUCCUGUACACGCAGGAAGAGCCCCCGGGGGAGGAGCGGGAGCCAAGCCCGGAAUUGGGACUGGGCAGGUUCGUCCCGGAGCUAGAUCCUUGCGCCCCCGUGAACGCUUGGCUCGUAGACAUUCGCCUGGACAUCGACGAGGAAUGCACGUCCACCCUCCAGAGCAAACGAUUACCCCGUAGGCGGCGACGCGACGACGACGAGCCCGAGAGCCGCGACCUCCGACUGCUGACCGCCUCGGCUACCACCGCUGCCAAGAAGAUCAUUGACGUGGCCGAUCGAUUCGAUAAACGUCAUCAGCAAGCACUGCGCUCCAUCAGCAGCUCCAAGAGUGGCAGAUUAGAGAGAGAUAUGCUGCUAGGGUUCGAGACCGAGGCGGCGGAUAUUCUCGUAAAGCUCGGGCUCCCGCCGCCCCGUCGUAUCGUACCUCAGGACAAUUAUCGCAACGUCCCCAUACAAUUGACGAGGUUGAAGAAUAAAGUGGACCGGGAGCUGGACAACCGACUCGACUACUACAUCGAGAAGGUGGUGCUCGGACUGGAGGAGGCACCGCGAGAGGAUGGCAGCGCCGCGCGGGGUGCCCUAGCCGCGCUGACGGCACUAGGACUCGCGGGUCCCCGGGCCGGUGCUAGCGUCGCACGCUGCUCGGGCAUUCGGGCCUUACUGACGAGCCUCGUCUCCGCGGGCCGGUUGUCCUCGCAGCUGCGCUGCGCUACCCUGCGCGCCCUCGCUAGCGUCUCCUGCUGCCUCGAGGCUAUCGAGCGAUUCGUGGCCGAGGGCGGGCCCGACAUCCUCGCUGACGUGCUCGCCGAUCCCGGGACCCCCCAGGCCGAGAAGUCCGAGGCUGCGGCUCUCCUCGUCCAGAUCACCGCGCCCUGGAUGGAGCGCGCGGGUCUGCCUCACAUGGAGCCGUUCGCGCGGUCUCUGGUCCCGGCGCUCACCGAUCUCGCCGAGGCCACCAACUGCAAGCAGACGCUCCUUCUUGCCGCGGCGGCCAUCAACAAUCUUUCCCACUCGAGGCGGUGCAUCGCCGCCAUCGUCGAGUCCGACUCCAUCAAGAAACUGCUGAGGUGCGUUAAGAAAUCGAACGGCGGGAGUGUGUGGCUGAUGGAGCAGGUCGCGGCCCUGGUGGGGUGCGUCGCUCGGGUACCACAAGCUCGCGCGCACCUCGUCGAGAGCCGCGCUUCCGUGGCACUGGUCUGUUUUCUGCGGAUGCAGCCCCCGGGUCUCGAGGACGAAUACAGGCGACUCGAGGCGACCGCCAGGGAGGCCCUCACGCGGCUCUGCGUUGAUCGUGAGAUCGCCAAGCAGGUCGUCGCCGUAGGCGGCUCGGACUGCCUACCGAUUACGGAGAGUAGGACUGAAAACUCGACGACCAAGUCCCUCAGGGCGGCGAGAAGACUCGCUGCCGAGCAGAUCGACAUCGCCCGAGUAUCGGACUACAGUCCGAGAUGAGCGAGCGACUCCGCUCGUCCUUGCGUUCACCGACCGGCUGUCGCCAAUCGCCGAGGGCUUUUGUAAUUAUCAUCGCGGGCCGGACGCGAGGGACGAGCGACCGAAAUGUUAUAGGCGAUGACGGUGCGCGAGCACUUACGGUGAUCUCAGCCUAAAUUUCAAGUUCCGCUGAUCAGGUCGAGUGCCGAGCGUCACCUUGUGUACCGCUGCAUUCAUCGCCUUUAAUCGAAUAAAAAUUUCAUUUUCGCGUUAAUGUUCUUUCGUAAUUUAUAUUUAUCGAUAUUGGUUGCUUGCUCGCUUCGUGAGAAUCAGUGACAAUCAGAAUCAUGGAAUACUAUUUAUUUGUUAAUGUUGUUGAUUGUAACGUGACAGUCGAGUGGAUUAAGAUCCAUGCGAGAUGUGACAUGUUAGUUU